GCUAUCACCCUCAUAAUUGUUUUAAGUGUGGUGAUUUGUCUAAUUGUAUUGGGGUUGUUCAGUGUUCUAUUUUGUGCCUUAUUGAGGUUUUUCGUGAAAAAGAAAUAUUUAGCACUAGAUAAUAAUGUUCCAGGGUCUUUAGAUGAUGAGUUUGAAAUAGAGGAGAGAUUAAGUGAGCUAUCCCCAAAUGAACAAAAUCUUUAUAGAUCAGGACAAGAUUUCAUCACACAAAAUCCACCAAUCAAUGAGGAAAUGUCAUUAUCAAACCAUUUGCUGAUUCAAGAAAAGGGAAUAGAAGCUUGGGAUUUCAUCCCUGAUAGCAAUUUACCAAAUGAAGCUAUUUUCAUCAAUAACAAAACUGAAAUUAAUUUUACAAAUUUUGAUUAUCAAUGUUCAAUUAUGGCAAAUUUACCAAUCCCAAAACUGAACGACGUUUAUUAUUUUGAAGCAAAAUUGUUCAACUUGGACUCACCAGAAGACACCAUUGCAUCAAUAGGUCUAUCUACAAGACCCUACCCAUAUUUCAGGUUACCUGGAAGACAUCAUUACUCCAUAAGUUAUGACUCAAAUGGAUCCAGAAGAUUCAAUAAUUCUUUCAAACUAAAUGAAAAGGAAGCAUCUGUCUUCCCAUCGUUACAACAAGGUGAUGUGGUUGGUAUUGGUUAUAGAUGCCGCAGUGGUACUAUAUUUUUCACAAGAAAUGGUAAAAAGUUGAGUGAGAAACCAAUAGGUGGUCAUAUUAAAGGUUUUAAAAUGAACAACAUUUUCCCAAUAAUCGGUGCAAAUAACCCAUGCUCAAUUCAUGUUAAUUUAGGUCAGUAUGGCUAUGUGUUCAUAGAGGCCAAUAUCAAAAAAUGGGGGUUUGCUUUGAAAGAAGGUACAAGACCUCCACUCCCUGAUUAUAACUUUGUUACAAAUGAUUUGUUGUUGGAG
Hansenula anomala is the source of this 933-nucleotide messenger RNA. RefSeq names its product Ear1p (gene EAR1). Lineage: Eukaryota; Fungi; Ascomycota; Saccharomycetes; Phaffomycetales; Wickerhamomycetaceae. Gene Ontology annotation, molecular function: protein binding. The transcript has a single exon. The record is from RefSeq and is a predicted model, not a curated record. The annotation marks the transcript as partial.